UGUGAACACUUAUGAGAUAUUAUAAGCUCGACUCCUAACAGAUUGACAGCUCACAAAUCAGAACUCCUAAUGAUGAACUUGGUGGACCAUAUCACGAUUUUAGUUCUGCUUGUUGCACCCUCUUUGUGUUCAGACGUAGUGACUGUUGGAACAAGUUGUGAGAGAGUGAACGGGAGUGUAGUUAAGAUUGGGGGUAGGAAGAUCUAUGAGUUCCAUCAGAUGCCCUACGCUGAGCCUCCAGUUGGGGAUCUGCGGUGGACCCACUCCAAACCAAUCUCCAGGGAGCACUGUGUACCAGGGCGUGUAUAUGAUGCCACCAAGGAAACGAGAACUACUAAUCCAAUAAAGUGUGUUAAUGCCUAUGACGAUGACUACCCCGAGCAAGUUGUCGGAGUAGAGGAUUGCCUGUAUCUGACAGUCCGGUCACCCAGUCUGGAACCUAAUGCUUCACUCCCUGUUCUGGUCUGGAUACACGGGGGUUCUUUGAAGACAGGUUACUCUGAUUAUCCUGGUUAUGCUCCUGACACAGAAUUUACGGACGACCUUCGAGUUGUAACCGUGAAUAUAAACUAUAGGUUAGAGGUCUUCGGCUUCUUCUCAUCGCCAGACAUAUGGGAUGAUCCUGAGAAUCCUGGAAAUUUUGGUAAUUUCGGGAUUGGUGAUGCCAUAACUGCACUGCAAUGGGUUCAAGAAAACAUAGUCAACUUCGGUGGGGACCUCAACUCAGUAACCAUUCUAGGAGAAAGUUCAGGCGGAACAGUAGUUUUAGGCUUACUUGGAUCUGAGAAAGCGGAUGGCCUCUUCCAUAAAGCUAUAUCUCUGUCUGCUCCUCCCCUUUGGAAAGCCAACCCACAGUCGGCAUAUGAGAAAAGAGAAGAUUUUGCUAAAAAAGUUGGCUGCACACAAGGAUCUGCAGGGGGAAGACGUCGUUGCCUGAAGAGUAAACCAGUCCUUGACCUGAUAAGAAAUAGAGAUCUCAAUAGAGGGUGGGGCUUCUAUGAUUUCCCUUAUGCUGACGGAGAGAAAGGAGAGAGCAUGGACUACAAUGUUUUGGACAAUGUCAUUGUGCAAUCCGUACCCUUUAAAUUAGCCUAUAUGCGUAGAAAACAGAAUGUAAAGGUUAUUAUAGGAAACACAGCACAGGAGACAGGAGCUAACGCUAUUGACUACGACACCAACAAAGUUGCUUCAUGGCAAGAAGCAAAAGAUCUUCUCGGACAAAAAAUAGAUAAAUUCCAAUCAGAACGCCCGGACAUUCGUUUGAACAAGUAUAAUCUUCUUCGCUCAAUCAUGAUGGCUUAUGAUUACCGCCGAGUUUCUUCUGACUGGUGGCCUCAGAUCUUCUUUGACACUUUGACCACGGACGUCCGGACAACUUGCCUGAACAAUAUGCUGGUAAAGACUAUGAACUCGAACCGGAACAUUGAUGCGUACCGGCUCUACAUAAAGAGCAGACCGAACGAAAUCAAGUGCGGGACCCCUUGGAGCACCAUUCACGGGUGGGACACUGAAGCCCUGUUUGGGUAUGGCUAUUAUGGACCGUUCAUGGAGAAGACCACCAUAUCAGACGUCCACCAGAAGCAAUUUAAAGAUAACAUGAGGCAGCUUGUAGCCAGCUUCUGCUACGAUCGUAUAUCUGACAGUUGGAACACUGAGACUGCGCUGAUCAUGGAAAAUGAUGGUUUUCCUAAUUCUGUUAGGUUAAGUGACUGGCGGGAUCCUUUUCCGCAGAGUAGCGAAUGCAAGGUCUGGGAAGCUUCCAACCUGCUUAAGUUUGGAUGGCAGAAUUAAACUUUUGGAUACCGAAAUAAAUUCCAAUUUUAAAGAUUAUUUGACAUGAUUUAUAGUUCUUGAAUUUAUUACUGAUUGAUUU
Molecule: messenger RNA, 1873 nt
Organism: Bolinopsis microptera
Lineage: Eukaryota; Metazoa; Ctenophora; Tentaculata; Lobata; Bolinopsidae
Product: carboxylesterase 1E-like
Exons: 1
Coding region: 70-1791 (573 amino acids)
Source: RefSeq, a predicted model, not a curated record